AUAGUUAUGGGAGCAAAACGGCAAAGUUUUACUGCACCUUUUCCCAACUUAGUCUCUUUGAUUCUAAAAUUCACUCUCUUUUCGUAAGAAAAUUCGUUAUGCUUGUUUGUGGGUAUGUAUGGUUUCUCUAAUUCUGCCAUUUAUUGAAAUUCAAAUGUGUUUGCAAAUCAUGGUACGCUCUAAUCACAAACCCUAAUUUCAUUUCUCUUCACUUAGCUCACACCGCUGAAUCCAACAAAACCUUCUCACUUGUUAUGAAGUAUAAUCAACUCGAUUUUACGAAACCAGAAUUUGUGGUGCACUGUGAUAAUGACUCGUUUAGCGAGUAUAGACAGCUCGAUUCGCCUUCAUUUUAUGAGUGUGGAAGUUAUGUGAGGAUAGUUGGAUCAUGUAAUGGUUUGGUUUGUUUGUUUGAUGAAAUUAAGGAUAGCCUGAUUUUAUGGAACCCUGCAAUUGGAGAGUUUAUUACACCAUCUUUAAGGAAGAUUUGCACUGUGUCGUAUGACAUCCUCGGAUUCGGGUUUGAUAGAAAGAAUAAUGACUACAAAGUGGAAGAAAACAGAGAAGAAGAAUGUCAGAUCAUCUCUGUGAAGAAGUGGUGGCUGAAAUCUUGAAGAGACUGCCAGUCAAGUCUCUAUUGAAAUUCAAAUGUGUGUGCAGAUCAUGGUAUGCUCUCAUCACAAACCCUAUUUUCAUUUCUCUUCACUUAGCUCACACUACUGAAUCCAACAAAACAUUAUCACUUGUCAAGAAGUACUGUUAUUCUAAGACACCACAAUUUGUGCUGCACUGUGAUGAUGACUCGUUUAGCGAGUAUAAACAGCUCGAUUUGCCUUCAUUUAAUGAGUGUGGAAAUGAUAUUUGGGUAGUUGGUUCAUGUAAUGGAUUGGUUUGUUUGUUUGAUAGAAAAUUUAAGCGGGUGACAGUGUGGAACCCAGCAACUGGAGAGUUUAUUGCAACUUCUUUAAUUGGGAUUUGCAAAGGGCUUUAUGACUUUCUUGGAUUUGGGUUUGAUAGAAAGAACAAUGCCUACAAAGUAGUGAGGAUUGUUUUCUCUUUGAGAGAUGAUACAGCUUCUCCACCAGUUGCUGAGAUUUUUCAGCCUGGCUCCGAUUCUUGGAAGACCAUUCCCAUUAAGAAUCUACAUUAUGAUUUUCGUGGUUCUCGUGUUCAUUGGAAUGGUGUUUUUCAUUGGUUUACAAAAAGACACAAUGGCAGGAAAAAAACGAUAGCAACGUUUGAUUUGAGCAACGAAGCAUUUCAAGAGAUGAUGCUCCCUCAUAUGCUAGCUACAAUAGACAACAGUUAUAUUUCUUUAACCGUGUACUGCCAAUCAUUGGCUGCAAUACACUAUGAAGAUUGGACAUGGAACACUUCUAGCUCAAAAUGUUCGAUUUGGGUCAUGAAAGAGUAUGGCGAAGCGGAAUCUUGGACUAAACAAGUUACCUUAGAUUUUAAAGAUCAUGGAGGCCUCAAGCCGGUAGUAAGCUUUCAAGGAAAUGGUGGCAUUCUUGUUGAGAAUCGUGAUGACGAGUUAGCUUCUUAUGACCCCGAGACACAAAGGGUCACCCCUCUUGGAGUCCAUGGACGUGUCUUCCAUGUGUAUUCUUACGUGGAGACUCUUGUUUUAGUCAAGGGAAAAAGGUUAGAAGAGUAAGACUGAAUUCUCAGCAGUCUAGUCUGAAAAUAUACUGCUAUUAAUUGUAUCUAUUUUUGUUAUUUUACUAUUGCUUUCUUUGAUCACGAAACUGAAACCAGCAUAAGUCCUUUUGAUGAACUUUAUGAUAUUUAUGUAACUGAAAUUUGGGA
Molecule: messenger RNA, 1809 nt
Organism: Mercurialis annua (annual mercury)
Lineage: Eukaryota; Viridiplantae; Streptophyta; Magnoliopsida; Malpighiales; Euphorbiaceae
Product: F-box/kelch-repeat protein At3g06240-like
Exons: 2
Coding region: 572-1657 (361 amino acids)
Molecular function (GO): protein binding
Source: RefSeq, a predicted model, not a curated record